Messenger RNA from Gadus macrocephalus (Pacific cod), 3202 nucleotides. It is a transcript of the gene inpp5d, whose product is annotated as inositol polyphosphate-5-phosphatase D. The record is from RefSeq and is a predicted model, not a curated record. Gene Ontology annotation, biological process: phosphatidylinositol dephosphorylation. Lineage: Eukaryota; Metazoa; Chordata; Actinopteri; Gadiformes; Gadidae. The transcript has 23 exons. The annotation marks the transcript as partial. Gene Ontology annotation, molecular function: phosphatase activity.
CUUCACCACACACCUCACCCCGUCUCAUCACUCCUUCCUAGCACACCUUAUCAUCACACACACCCUCCCCUCCCCCCCAGGGUCCCAGAGGAGCACCAGAGGGCGCUCCAGGAGUACUUCUCGUCCUCCCUGGUUCUGGACGCGGCGCAGGUCCACAGCGGGAACCACUCGCUGCCCAGCCUGAAGAAGCUCAUCCUGGGGCUCUGCCGGAACCUCAACAAUGAGAUAUCCCGCAUCGUUCCGAGCCUGGAGGCGUUCCAGACGGUCCUGGACCAGCAGAUCUAUCCCGGGAUUGGCCGCUGCAGGAGCCAAGUUUCUGCUGAUCCAGUUCAGUCCAUGUCCUCCAGGCUGGAGCAACUGACAAAACUUCUCCACUCGAUAGAAGAGAAGGCCAAGGGUGCUGUGAUCGAGUCGGUGGGCAUUGACGGGGGCCAGAAGAGGUCCCUCAUCCCCCCCACCUUCGAGGUCAAGUCCGACUCCCUGGGGAUCUCCACCAAGUUGUUCCUCAAGGUGGAUGUGGAGACCGGGCGACUGUACUUCAAGAAGUCUAAGGACGGAUCUGAGGACAAGUACUACCUCCAGAACAAGAUUCUCCAGCUGAUCAAGUCCCAGAAGAUGCCCGCUAAACUCGCCAUCGUUCUGGAGACGGACAAAGAGAAGAUUUUAAAGAAAGAUAUAAUUUUUUACGACACAAAGAAAAGGGAAGGAUUUUGCCAGCUUCUCCAACAGCUGAAGAACAAACACUCCGCUAAACCCGACCCGGACAUGAUCACGGUGUUCGUGGGCACCUGGAAUAUGGGGAACGCGGGCCCCCCCCAGAGCCUGCGGUCCUGGUUCCAGAGUAAGGGUCAGGGCAAGACCCGGGACGACACAGCCGACCACAUCCCCCACGACAUGUACGUGAUCGGCACCCAGGAGGACCCCCUGGGGGAGAAGGAGUGGACGGACACGGUGAAGAACGCCCUGAGGGUCAUCACCGACAUCUCCUUCAAACUGAUCUCCAUCCAGACGCUGUGGAACAUCCGGAUCCUGGUGCUCGCGAAGCCGGAGCACGAAAACAGAAUCUCCCACGUCUUCUCGGACAGCGUGAAGACGGGGAUCGCCAACACGUUAGGGAACAAGGGGGCCGUGGGCGUGUCCUUCAUGUUCAACGGCACCUCCUUCGGAUUCAUCAACAGCCACCUGACCUCCGGCAGCGAGAAGAAACUCAGACGAAAUCAGAACUACAUCAAUAUUCUGAACAUCCUGAAUUCGGGGGAUAAGAAACUGAACCCUUUUGAUAUCACUCACCGGUUCACCCACCUCUUCUGGCUGGGCGAUCUCAACUACCGCAUAGACCUCCCCUCCACGGAAGCGGAGAACAUCGUGUCUAAGAUCAAGCAGCAGCAGUACCAGGACCUGCUGGGCAAAGACCAGCUCAACAUGGAGCGGGAUGAGGGCAAGGUCUUCCUGCACUUCCAGGAGGAGGAGGUCACCUUCCCCCCAACGUACCGCUUCGAGAGGGACACGCGGGAGAAGUACGCGUACACCAAGGCCAAAGCCACCGGGACCAAGUACAACCUCCCGUCGUGGUGUGACCGGGUCCUGAGGAAGUCCUACCCGCUGGUCCACGUGGUCUCGCAGUCCUACGGGUGCACAACUGACAUCAUGACCAGCGACCAUUCUCCGGUGUUCGCCACGUUUGAAGUGGGCGUGACUUCUCAGUUUGUCUCUAAACACGAUCCCAGAAGUGCAUCUGAAGGAGGGAUUAGGUUCAUGAACUGCACGGCCACGCUCUUCACUAAAUCCAAGACAAAGUUCUUUAUCGAGUUCCAUUCCAGCUGCCUGGAGAAGAUAGUGAAGACUUCAGAAGGAGAGAACACCGACGUAGAUAACGGCUCCAUCAAUGUCUGCUUUGCGGAAUUGCAGCUCACGCCUAUCAUCUCCGACCCGGAGUACCUGUUGGACCAGCACAUCCUCAUCUGUGUGAAGUCCACCGAUUGUGACGAGUCGUACGGCGAGAGCUGCGUAGCGCUGCGCGCGGCGGAGGCCUGUAAAACGGGUUUCAAAGUGUCGCUGACGCACCGCGGGGAGAGCACCGGCACGCUGACCGGCGUCAUCCAGCUGCACCUCACCGAGUCCAAGCAGACCGAGAAGCUCUACGACUUCAUCAAAGUGGAAAAGGACGACCACGGCAGUGCGAAGAGUAAGUCCGGCGAAAACAGGUCUGCCGUCCCCCAUACUCUGGAGAUAACCAACCCGAGCUACAUGGGCGUGGGCGUCCGGGGCGGCUACGCCACGGACAUGGGGUGGAGCUACACGCCCAAGUCCGGCAACGUCUCUCCAAAACGUCACGGUCACAGCCGAGUGCCAAACACCCCCGACGAGGCCGAGACCGGAACGGAGAUGUUCGACAACCCCCUCUACGCCGCCAUGGCAAUGCAGUCCCGCAGGGAGCAGGAGCCUCCCCGGUGGGACCCCCCGACCCCGCCCCCGGACGCCCCCAGGUUCCCGUCACCCCCGGACGGCGAGCCCGACCGGGCCCCCAAGCCCACGCCCCGGAACCGCUCCUUCACCUGCUCCGAGGGCAAGCCCCCCCCGCUGCCGGCCUCCCUGGCCCCCGGGCCCAAGAGGCCCGUGGUGCCGCAGCGGUCCGAAGGGGGCGUGGUGCUGGCCGUGCCCCGCCCCCCGCUGCCCAUCAAGAGGGCCGCCCUCCUGGAGCCCCAGCCCCUCCACAAGCCCCGGGAGCCCCGCGACCAGCACACCAGGGCCCCCGCCAGACCCAGCCAGUCCCUGCCUGCCAACAAGCAUGCACGUGAGUGAGGCUCGCGUGCAUCAGAGCAGUCUCCCUGACGUGGACCUGUGACAACAUCGGCCUCCAUCUUGAAAGGACUUCUUUGUACAGUGUAUUCAUGUGAAAAUGUUUUAUUUGCUUUAAUUCGAAGAAAUAUUUCAUUGAUGAUUGUUCACAGUUUGUUAUUGUUGGGAUAGGUUCUGGGCUGGAACGUUUAAUUGUUUAAUAAUAGAUCUUUCUGAAAACACAGCACAAUACGAAUGUUGUUGUUUUUCCCUUUGAUAAUACGUAUUUGUUUGAUGAAAUUUCGACAAAUGUUUAGAGAAAAUAAUUAACUUUCCUCCCAAAAAUGAAGCAAAAUAUAUUGUACAUAGUGAUUCUACCUCUUAAUAAAAAUGUCUAAACUUCAAUAAACUUUUUUUGAAUCGA